AUGGUAGGCGCCGCCGAGCUUGCUGAGCACGUCCGGGAGUUCGAAGCUACCUUGGACUUUCCGCAGGCCAUAGGGGCACUUGACGGCUGCCAUUUCCCUGUGUCGCCACCACAAGCGGACGCCACCGACUACCGGAACUACAAGGGCUGGUACAGCAUCAUCCUCCUUGCCCUGAUGGACCAUAGAUACCGUUUCCUGUAUGUCAACGUCGGAGCGCCAGGGCGGUGCCAUGAUGCCCAUGUUUUCCGGAGGUCGGCACUGGCAGGCAUUCUAGAAGGGCCAACCUUCCAGAAGCCCAUGAUCACCAUCAAUGGGACCGCCGUGCCACCACUGAUCCUCUGCGACCAGGCAUUCCCGCUUACGUCCAACCUGUUGAAGCCGUAUCCGCGGACGGACGUCACGGACAACUCCACGCAGGCGGGGUUCAACAAGCGGCUGUCAGCUGCACGCAGGAUUGUUGAAAAUGCCUUCGGCCGAGUGAAGGCACGGUUUCGCCUGAUCCUGAAACGCAUGGAGUGUGACGUUAACAACGCCCGCCUGAUCGUACGAGCCUGCUGCGUCCUCAACAAUAUCUGCGAGCACUUCAACGAUGGCGUUGAGGCCCAGUGGCUCAGGGAUGCCCAGCGUGUGGACGGCGUCCACAUCCAACCGGUCUGCGCCAUGGACAUCGAAGCAGACAGCGGACAGAGGAUCAGGAACGCCAUUGCUGUCUACCUGCACCAGCGCUCCAGGCUGCAGCACUGA
Messenger RNA from Ixodes scapularis (black-legged tick), 744 nucleotides. RefSeq names its product protein ALP1-like. The coding region runs from base 1 to 744 and encodes 247 amino acids. The record is from RefSeq and is a predicted model, not a curated record. NCBI's taxonomy places the organism in Eukaryota, Metazoa, Arthropoda, Arachnida, Ixodida, Ixodidae. The transcript is spliced from 2 exons.